Molecule: messenger RNA, 306 nt
Organism: Ilex paraguariensis (yerba mate)
Lineage: Eukaryota; Viridiplantae; Streptophyta; Magnoliopsida; Aquifoliales; Aquifoliaceae
Source: the annotation of a GenBank genome assembly
AAACGCUCAAAGCAAAACUCAACUUGCGAUGAACCAAAAGUGAGCUCCGACGAUCAUUCUCACGGUGAAACCAGCAGUACUGAUCAACCAUCUCCUUUAAACCCUGAAAAUCAACGAAUCCUUGAAAGCUGCCCAUUGUCUCCACAACUAGUUUCUGGUGAAUUUUCGACUUCAACCACAGAUUCUGCCGGAGAAAACGGCAGAGAGUUAGGCGGAGAUGAUGAUGUUUCUCCGGGGAAAUAUUUGCAGAACCGGUCGGAGAUUUUUGGACAGAACCAUUUUUGGAAGACGAUUACAACAGCAUGA